CCGAGGUCUACCGGAACAACCCGCUCGGGCUCGUCAGCUUGAGUUAGCGGGGAUUGUCAACAUUUGGAGCCGCUAAAGUCCGGAGGACCUCGAUCAGCUGAUCCAGCAGCAUUAACCGGGACGUUUUCAACAAAAAUGGCUAAUGUUACAGACCUGCAGACCAAAUACAGCAAGCUGGCGCAGGAGUUCUCCAAGCUCCGUGCCCAGAACCAAGUGCUGAAGAAGGCCGUAGUGGAUGAACAGGCUAACUCUCUCUCUAUGAAGGAGCAGCUGAAGCUGAGGGACCAGAGCCUGAGGAAGCAGGAGCAGGAGAUGGACAGUCUCAGCUUCAGGAACCAACAGCUGGCCAAGCGGGUGGAGCUGCUGCAAGAGGAGCUCGCUGCCAGUGAAGCCAAGGGCAGAAAGGGAAAGAGUAAAGGAGACUCUCCUUCACAGCACGGCCUACAGACCCAGAGUGUUUUUGAUGAGGAUCUUCAAAAAAAGAUAGAAGAAAAUGAGCGACUUCAUAUUCAAUUUUAUGAAGCAGAUGAGCUGCACAAAAGGGAGGAGGCUGAGCUGAAGUCCCGACUAGAGGAGCUGGAGCGAAACGCCGAGCAGAGCCAGGCGGUUGUGGACGGACUUACUGCAAAGUACAUGGAAACAAUUGAGCGGCUGCAGGGUGACAAAGCACGUUUAGAGGUGAAAGCACAGACUCUGGAAAGGGAAUCAAAGGACUGUAGAAUACGAACAGAAGAGUGUCAACAGCAGUUGAGACGGUGCCAGUCGGACUUGAACAGACAGGUGAAGCAAAGCAGCAGCGUAAUCCAGGAGAAAGUGCCCUUCAACGACACCAAAUUUAGUGACUACAACAGUUUAAAUGUGCCAUCCCACAAUCGUAGGCACCAGCUUAAGGCCCGGGACAUUGCCAGCCAGGCCCUGAGCUUCAUCCAGGACCUGGUGGCUGCUCUGCUCAACUUCCACUCCUACACCGAGCAGAGGGUUCACAUCUUCCCCCUGGAUUCCUCUAUUGAACCCAUCUCUCCUCUAAACCAGAAGUUCUCUCAGUAUCUCCACGAGAACGCUGCAUAUGUGCGCCCCCUGGAGGACAGCUUUCUGCAGUUAUACCAAAGCAUCACAGAAGAUACAGUCACAGCACUGGAGACUGUGGUGAAGCUGAAGAGUUUUGCUGAGAAUUUCUUCUCAUACACCCACUAUCUGCAGAAGAUUCUUCCCUACCAACUGAAAAGCCUGGAAGAAGAGUGUGAGGCACCUCUUUGCACCGCUGCCCUUACUGCAAAAAACCAGGAGUUACAGAGUGACAUGAAGAAAGUCACGUCUGUCUUUGAGAAACUGCAGAACUACAUUAACCUUUUGGCCUUACCCAGUGUUCGGCAGGAUGCCAUGCCGCAGACCAGCACGUCGGCGGUCUUCACCCAGCUGGCCGCCUGCCUGCACAGUCUUCAUGAUGCCAUUAAAGUGUUGUCAAAGCAUUACAACCAGAAGGCCAGCAUCGAGCAGGAGCUGCCCACCAUCACCCAGAAGCUCUGUACCACCACAGAGUGCCUCCUCGGAUCUUUGGGUUCCCUCACCAGCAUCACUGGCAAGAUUGCCACUUUUUUCAGCAACAACUUGGACUUCUUCACACUGUCGGGUUACAGUCCAAGAGGCGGAACGGUAACCCUCAACCCCUUGCAAGCAGAGAGUAUGCUUGAGAACAAAAAGAAAGCAGCUGCCUAUGUCCAUGCUGUCAAAAAGGUCAGGUCACAGUCGGUUCCGUACAACGAAGCCCUCUCAAAUCGCCGUGUUCUCACCAGCUCCACUGAGAGCCGAGAGGGGCUCACGCAGCAGGUGCACCAGAGCCAGGAGAAGAUUGCUCGGCUGGAGCAGGAGAAGGAGCACUGGCUGCUCGAGGCCCAGCUGGGGAAGGUGCGGCUGGAAAAGGAGAACCAACGCAUCUCAGACCUGGAAGUGCAGCUCGCAGCCGCUCUGGGGGGAAGUCCAGAUUCAAAAAGUGUCCCGGCCAGCAUGGUCACCCAAAGUCACACAGAAGAAGAGACAGAGCAGAGAGCCGAGGGGAAAGAGAUGACUCUGUGCAACAGCCUGGUUGGCAUGUUGUGCACAACACCUACAGUUGAUCAUGUGGGAGACGACGAGACCCGGGAGCAGCUGAUAAAGACUCACUACAUGUCCAGAGUGGGAGAGCUCACCACCCAGCUCCAGAUUUCAGAUAGCAAAGCUGUGCACUUUCACUCUGAGUGUCGAGCUUUGGCAAAGAGAUUAGCCAUCGCGGAGAAGUCACGAGAGGCUCUAAGUGAAGAGGUCAAACUGGCUAAUCAGAACAUCACACGCUUGCAGGACGAGCUGGCUACGACUAAAAGGAGUUACGAGGACCAGCUAAGCAUGAUGAGCGACCAUCUGUGUAGUAUGAAUGAGACUUUGAGCAAGCAGAGAGAGGAAAUCGACACGCUUAAACUGGGCAGCAAGGUAAAUGCCAAAAAGAACAAGGGCCGCUAGAGCUGCCCUCAGAGCUUGGACACUCGGCGAGGACCUGUAAGUGGAGCAUCAUGUCUCCAAACUACAAGAAGGCUACAGCCAAUACAAAGAAAAAACUGGAUGCUUGAACAACUUUGACUUCAAAAAAAAAAAGACACUGUUUCUCUCUUUCUUGUUGCAACAUCUGUUAAAAUAUAACACAAUUUGUUAAAAAUGGUUUCUGAAAUUCUUAUAGUAGUUUCAGCAUGACUUCUUGGUCAAAGCACAGUUGGAGAGAAAAAGCCCCACCCCCCCCCUCAAAAAAAUAAGAAGAAAAGGGCAGAGAAAAUGAAGAGCUGCAACAGUUGAAGUUGUAAUACUUCCUAUAAUUAAGACUUGAAGACCAAACCCUGUUAAUGUGUGUUUUCUAACUUAGUGUGUGACUGAAAAUCAAACGUCGUACUCUCACUUAUCCGAGUAGUCAAACAGAGUAAACACUGGUGCGGCUCAAUGUGUGCAGAGUUGUUGUCUCAUUGUCUGAAUGUGUCACCACACUUUAAAGAAAAAAAUAUAUAUAUAUUAUAUUGUUUUACAAUUUUUUUGUUGUUUGUUUUUUUACUAGAUUGAGAAUAUGUGUGCAAGUGGUUCCAGGGGACCUGUAAAUCUACACCAUAAUAUCCCUUCUAACACAUGCAGAUGUCACAAGCUUCUCGCGUGAAGGGCUUUAAAAUCUGAAUGAUCAACAAACAAAGACUUGAAUUCAUCGCUCAUUUUUGAAAACGUGUUCAGUCGUCUGGGAGUGGAAAAAAGAAAAGAUCCCUGCAUUGAAGCACUGAUUAACUAUGUUUACCUUCAUGGAAAGGGAUGGACAAGUUGAAGCUUGUGAAAACUGUCUGUUUUGGGGAAGUUACUGUGUAACAAGCGUUUUGUUUCAUAUCACCAAAGCAAGUAUGGAUGUGACUCAGCUUUCAACUAAUGUGAUAUAUAUGGAUAAAAAAAAAAGGUUUACGUGAAUAUACACUUAUUUGUUAUCAUGAUGUUAAAAAUUAUGUAUAUUAAACAUAUGCAGUUAU
Messenger RNA from Cololabis saira (Pacific saury), 3524 nucleotides. RefSeq names its product protein phosphatase 1, regulatory subunit 21 (gene ppp1r21). The record is from RefSeq and is a predicted model, not a curated record. Gene Ontology annotation, cellular component: membrane; early endosome. Bases 136 to 2493 code for a protein of 785 amino acids. NCBI's taxonomy places the organism in Eukaryota, Metazoa, Chordata, Actinopteri, Beloniformes, Belonidae. The transcript is spliced from 22 exons.